AUGGAUUUACUUUCUGCAAUUCAACUCAGUAUUGGGAUUCAGUGCGCAAUUGGGGUAUCUCCCUUUAUUGUGAGGAAGAAUCAUGGGGUUGUUGUGGCCAAUAAAUUCACCAUUAUUCCGGGAAUUUCACUAUUUCUCUUCAACAUUGUCUCAGUGUAUUUUGGAUCACAAAUUGAUAUUGAAACUCAAGCAGGAUCGGCAAUGUUCGAUAGGACACUAUCAACAGGAUCAGUUUUGGCUUUGACCAUGAUUUUGGCCGAACAAAUCCACAUGGCUUUUUCUUUCACACUGGUUUACGUGUCCAAUGCCCUAUCGGCCAAAGACUUCAUAAUGGUCUGCCAGGUGGUAACUCAUCACUUCCGGUGCUUACAAAAAGUUCUCAAGGAGGCCCACUUGGAGCACGAUGAACUUCCGCAUCGACUUGAGACCUUCUACAUCAUUCACAGUGAUCUCUGUGAUUGCUUCGACCUGAUAACCGAGAACUUUGGCGCACGUGAGAUGUCCAACAUUCUCUCUGAUUUCAUCUUUAUGACCUCGCAGCUCUUUUUCGCGUUUUGGUCCGCCAAUGCCUUCCAGUUUGUGUACGUUAUAUUCGACUUGAUCGCUAUAUUGCUACCGAGAUGCCUCAAAGUUUUCUACGUCAUGUACAGUGGUGAGGAAUUAAUUAGAACAGCACAUACGACCUCCAAGAUGCUGGAAAAGCUCGACGGGCCUUUCAAGAGAGCGGAAUUCCACGACUUGGCCCACAAUUUCGCCCUGCAGGUGCUCCAUUUGCAAGAUUUGGACAUUACAGCGAAGAAUUUCUUCUCGCUCCGUCUCACUUUUCUCUUCACUCUCUGCUCCGCGUGCGUGAUGUACUUCAUAGUUCUCAUUCAGUUCCAAUUGCGCGAAAACUGA
Molecule: messenger RNA, 897 nt
Organism: Lutzomyia longipalpis
Lineage: Eukaryota; Metazoa; Arthropoda; Insecta; Diptera; Psychodidae
Product: gustatory receptor 23a-like
Exons: 3
Coding region: 1-897 (298 amino acids)
Biological process (GO): sensory perception of taste
Cellular component (GO): membrane; dendrite; axon
Source: RefSeq, a predicted model, not a curated record